Molecule: messenger RNA, 1423 nt
Organism: Arachis duranensis
Lineage: Eukaryota; Viridiplantae; Streptophyta; Magnoliopsida; Fabales; Fabaceae
Product: ABC transporter I family member 10
Exons: 9
Coding region: 365-1162 (265 amino acids)
Biological process (GO): transmembrane transport
Cellular component (GO): membrane; chloroplast envelope
Molecular function (GO): ATP hydrolysis activity; ATP binding
Source: RefSeq, a predicted model, not a curated record
AUCCCGCCGCGCCUCGUGCCUCCAUCGCACAGCCACUGUCCCGCCGCGCCUCGUGUCUCCAUCGCGCAGCCACUGUCCCGCCGCGCCAGCUCUGUUCCACCGCGCUCCAGUCCUUCAGCGGCGUCAACUCUGUUCCAUCGCUCAGCCCUUCCCUCGAAGAUAUGCCAUGCGUGUGUUAUGCAUUGAUAUGGAUGAUGGGACAUGGAUGUGGGACAGUAAGAAAUCGGACCAUCCGAAUUCUGUGAAAAAAAAAUUUGGUUACUCUCUGUUUCUCCACUUCAGAUUGGAUACUCUCUGUUUCUGUUCCUGUUCGAUACUUACUUUUUUCCCGGUUGAAAAAAAAAAAACCUAAGAGCAGAAUGCUAUGAAUCUCCCUUCUCUCACUUACUUCCCUCAGAAACUUGUUCCUCCUCUCUGCUCUGCUCUUACCAACUCCACCAGAAGCAGUGGUACUGCUGAUAAUAUUGCUAUUGAAGGUUGCAAUUUGAAGUUCUCAUUCACAGCAACGAGGCAAGCAAAGGUCGUGCCUGUGCUUAGGGAUUGUUCGUUGCGCAUUCCUUCUGGGCAGUUUUGGAUGCUUCUUGGACCAAAUGGGUGUGGAAAAUCUACCCUCUUAAAGAUUUUGGCUGGUCUAUUGAAUCCAACUUCAGGAAUAGUGCAUGUGAAUGAACCUAAGAGUUUUGUUUUUCAAAAUCCUGACCAUCAGGUGGUGAUGCCAACUGUAGACGCCGAUGUUGCAUUUGGUCUUGGUAAGUUCAGCUUGACUAAUGAUGAAGUAAGGUCUAGGGUGUCGAGAGCCUUGCAUGCUGUAGGCCUCUCUGACUACGAGAAGAGAUCUGUCCAAACUCUGAGUGGUGGUCAGAAGCAGAGGGUUGCAAUUGCCGGUGCUUUAGCAGAAGCUUGUAAAGUUCUCUUGUUGGAUGAGCUCACAACAUUCUUAGAUGAAACUGACCAGGUCGGGGUUAUCAAGGCUGUUAGAAACUCUUUGGAUACAUCUGCAGAAGUUACAGCAUUAUGGGUGACCCAUCGUUUGGAAGAACUAGAAUAUGCAGAUGGUGCCAUAUACAUGGAGGAUGGGAAAGUUGUCAAAUAUGGAGAUGCAGCUAGCAUUAGGAGUUUCAUUGAAGCCAAGCAAUCUGAAUAUCUUUCAAAUGCAUAUUAGGUAACAGGUAAGAAAGGGCAAGAAAUUUCGGUUCAAGGUGGAGUAAUUGAUGAUUUGGCAAAGCAUUUGAUUGAACAAUAUGGAGUUACAAAAAGAUACAUUGAACUUCUUGGUAAAACCAAGAAAUGAACAAAACAUAAAAAGUGGUUGUUUGUAACACCCAUUUAAUGCUCUGCUUGGGUGUGAGAGUUGUCAGUUGUAUGAACUAAAAACAUGAAGUGCUUAAAUGAUCAAUUUUAAAUACUCUUCCAAGUUCCAACA